AAUGUGAUAUUUCUCCAAAGUCAAACUAUUAUAUAGCAGUACCAACUGUCCUUCCCCCUCCAUCGCGCCAUGUCCAGUACAUAACCCUACCGUCACGCGCUACUGAGCUCUCCCCACCACACGUACUCCAACCAAUCAGAGCAGAGGUGGAACUCUGAUCUACAAGCAUAUAAGGGAGGCAGAGUCACCGUUGCGUCAUUCUGGUUUGGGAGUUUGAACGGAGCGUACUUUAUCGUCGGUGACAUGGCUCGUACUAAACAGACUGCUCGUAAAUCUACGGGUGGAAAGGCUCCACGGAAACAGUUAGCUACCAAAGCUGCUCGUAAAAGUGCGCCUGCAACGGGAGGAGUGAAGAAACCUCAUCGCUAUAGACCUGGAACUGUAGCUCUCAGAGAAAUUCGAAGAUACCAAAAGAGUACGGAGCUCUUAAUCCGUAAAUUACCUUUCCAACGUCUCGUUCGUGAGAUAGCACAAGAUUUCAAAACGGAUCUUCGUUUCCAAAGUUCUGCUGUGAUGGCUUUGCAAGAAGCCAGCGAAGCUUACCUUGUUGGACUUUUCGAAGACACUAACUUGUGCGCUAUUCAUGCCAAACGAGUUACAAUCAUGCCAAAAGACAUCCAACUUGCUCGCCGUAUUCGUGGAGAAAGAGCUUAAGAGUUUUAAGAUCUACCUUUUAUAAUCAUCGGCCCUUUUUAGGGCCCAA
Osmia lignaria (orchard mason bee) is the source of this 703-nucleotide messenger RNA. The record is from RefSeq and is a predicted model, not a curated record. Lineage: Eukaryota; Metazoa; Arthropoda; Insecta; Hymenoptera; Megachilidae.